AUGGAACUGCCAUUCACUGGCUUUGAGCUGACCUUCAUCAUCGUCGCCUUCUUCAUCUUCUCACUCUUCAGCUUGGCUUCAGUAUUCUUCCGACCACAAGAAUCACACCCAGGUACACAAUCCUUCUUUGUAUUGGGACACACUCGAACUUCCUUUUAUCAGCUUUCCUGAUGAGUGUCUGCUCUCUUUCAGACGAAGGUGUCUGUGAAGAAAAGAAGCCGAGAAGAUUGGACAGAAAGCACAGAGUGAUCAUGAAGCACGCUGCACAGAGACCAUGUUAG
Molecule: messenger RNA, 281 nt
Organism: Xyrichtys novacula (pearly razorfish)
Lineage: Eukaryota; Metazoa; Chordata; Actinopteri; Labriformes; Labridae
Source: the annotation of a GenBank genome assembly